AUGUUCGCCCCUUCGCCUGCCGUUCGCCCUUUCGCCGGCGGCGUCCCUCGUCGCGCCGCAACUGCCCCUUCUGACGCCAGCGAGCGCGCGUCCGGGAAGAAGCGUCCGCGUGUCGCGCCCGCACGAGACUCGUCGGCUUGCCUCACCAAGAUGAUCCGUAACCGCAACAGCGUCGUGACCGCCGCCGCCGCCGGCAUGGAGCUCUUAACCGUCGGCGGCGAGAGGUCAUCCCAGGAGCUCCUACAGAAGCGCCUGGCGUCCGAGCUCGAUGCCUUGCGCGGUCUCCUAAAGAAAGCAGAGCUUAUUUCCCGUGGGGGUGAGGCAUGCAAGGGCGGCGCACCGACCGCCGGCAAGAAGGAGCGGUUCUUGGCCUCCAAGUCCAACCAGCGAGCGAAGCCAAUCGAGGGUAGUGGAGGCAAUGCGCCUUCAGCGAAGAGGAGGAAGAUUUCAACUCUGGCGGAGCAGAAGCAGAAGCAGAAGCAGAUACCGGCGCCGCGGAUGUCGCCAGAAGAGAGGAAUCAGCUUGCUGGUCGCCUGUCGUCGCUCUGCGGGGAGCUGCCGGGGCACAUCGUGGAGUUCUUGCAGAAGCACUUCGGCGAUGCGGAUAGCCAUGGCGAGAUCGAGAUCAACAUUGAUUCUGUGGAAGACCUCGUACUGUUCGAGUUGAAGACGCGGCUCGACAAGUUCGCCGAGGAGAGCAAGGACGACAAGCUCGCCGAGGAGAGCAAAGGCGAGGUCGUUCUGGAGCAGGAGGAAGAGGAGUACAUCGACAUCUGUGGCUUGUCCCCCAUCAUCGAAACCGGCAACGUGCCGAGCUCAAGCAGCAGCGGCGAUUCAGACUCCGACAGCGGCUCCGGUAGCGAAAGCGACUCCGAUCAGAUGAUGGCCACGUCUGCGCAGCCACCGUCGGAGCCAGCAUCAGGGACGGCGCAGAGCACCGCACAAGCAGAGAGCGUUUCCGGCGAGAGUAUCGGCGUCCCGGCUCCAGUGACGGUGGCGGUAUCAGAAGUGGCCCAGAGUGGUGAGGCAAAGAAGGUCCAAGCCGUCCAGCGUGCCGCGCCCAAGCCUGUUUCCCUGGCAGGUCUGCUCUACAGGGCCAAGGUUCGCCGGGAGCUGUUGGAGAUGGAGAGGGCGGCGCUGCCCGACGAGAGCAUCCACCCGCGGGACCUGCAGCGUCUCGGCAUCAUGGAGUACGGCCAUCCCAGCCUCAUGCGGCAGCUCGGGCUCGUCCUCAAGGUCGACGCUUAG
Molecule: messenger RNA, 1248 nt
Organism: Sorghum bicolor (sorghum)
Lineage: Eukaryota; Viridiplantae; Streptophyta; Magnoliopsida; Poales; Poaceae
Exons: 1
Coding region: 1-1248 (415 amino acids)
Source: RefSeq, a predicted model, not a curated record